AUGGGAGCUCUCGUUUCUGCCAUUGCGUUUCCACAUCCUCCAAAAGACUACAGCGAAGAUGAAUUGCGAUCUCGUCCUGAUCUGAAAUUUAUUGUGACAACGUCUGGAAUCAAGAUUCCAGCAAUUCACAUUCAGAAUCCUGGAGCCAAGUUCACAAUCAUCUACAGCCACGGAAAUGCAGAAGAUGUUGGGAUUAGUUUGUACUACCUGGACGUCGUGUCUCAUGUUUUGAAGGCAUCUUUGAUUGCCUAUGAGUAUCCAGGUUAUUCGAUAUCUGAAGGUGAACCAUCUGAAAAUAAUUGCUACGAAGCCAUCAAUGCUGCCUACAAGUACGCGACAGAAACUGCCAAGCUUCAACCAUCUCAAAUUGCCCUCUUUGGAAGAUCAUUAGGGACAGGGCCAACGGUAGACCUUUGUUCACGGUGUCCUGAUAUUGGUGGAUGCAUAUUACAAUCUCCUCUGGAAAGUGGCAUUCGAUGUUUCAUUGGUGUUUGUUCGUCCUAUAGUCUUUACCCACUAGACAUUUUCAGGAAUUACUCCAAAAUUGAAGACAUCAAGUGCCCUGUGUUUAUCAUGCAUGGAGAAGAUGACAAGGUCGUUCCCUGCAGCAAUGGAAAAGCACUUUAUGCACAGCUACAAGAGAGAUCAUUUCACGAGUCCGUGGCGUACCCGCCGGUAUGGAUUCCUGGCAGAGGUCACAACGACAUGCCACAAGAUUUAUGUUUAGAUCAUUCAAGGAAGUUUUUGGAGUUUUUGGAAAGACGACAAAAGAGCUAA
Messenger RNA from Cylindrotheca closterium, 777 nucleotides. NCBI's taxonomy places the organism in Eukaryota, Bacillariophyta, Bacillariophyceae, Bacillariales, Bacillariaceae. The record is from the annotation of a GenBank genome assembly.